AUGCCCUCAAAUAAGCUAAAGGCAGUAGGCAGAAUGGGCGCAUCACAGAGUGCUCUAGAGAAAUCAAUCAAAGCAGCCCUUGGUGGUGACGAUAGCCUUUACGCGUUCCCUGAGAAGUCUUUCUAUCAAAACAGUGAUGUCAAACCCUAUAAUCUCUCAAUACCAAUCACGCCGGCCGCUAUAACAUACCCGAAGACCACUGCUCAAGUUGCGGCAAUCAUCAAAUGCGCGGUGGAAACGAAUCUCAAAGUCCAGGCUCGAAGCGGUGGCCAUAGCUAUGGCAAUUACUCCCUUGGUGGAGUAAGCGGUGCAGUUGUUAUCGACUUGAGAAAUUUCCAGCAGUUUUCCAUGGAUCGUACAACCUGGCAGGCCACAGUAGGAGCAGGCACUCUGCUCGGCGACCUCACAAAACGUAUGCACGAAGCUGGCAACCGUGCCAUGGCGCACGGCAUAUGUCCACAAGUCGGAAUCGGUGGACACGCAACAAUUGGAGGCUUGGGACCAAGCUCCCGUCUCUGGGGGUCUGCUCUUGACCAUAUUGAGGAAGUCGAGAUCGUACUUGCAGAUUCAACGAUUAGGCGCUGCUCGGCUACACAAAAUCCUGAUAUUUUCUGGGCAGUGAAAGGAGCGGGUGCGAGUUUUGGCGUCGUGACUGAAUUUAAGCUUCGCACAGAGCCAGAGCCUGGUGAAGUUGUUGAGUUCGAGUACUCAUUCACGGUGGGCUCGUAUGCGUCUAAAGCGGCAGUGUUUAAGAGAUGGCAGAGCUUGAUUGCCGAUCCAGGACUUACACGCAAGUUCGCUACCAAAGUCGCCAUUACUGGGAUCGGGAUGAUUAUUUCUGGGACGUAUUUUGGCUCUAAAGCUGAAUAUGAUGCUUUCGAUAUGAAAAGUAAACUCGGGGGAGACUCAGUUGCCAAAACAAUUGUGUUUCAAGACUGGCUAGGACUCCUGGGCCAUUGGGCUGAAGAUGCUGCGUUGCUUUUUGCAGGCGGACUGCCCUCUCAUUUCUAUAACAAGACCCUGACUUUCAACGGCGCUACUUUGAUCUCGGACGAGGUCAUUGAUAACCUCUUCGCGUAUCUGGACGAAGUUGCGAAGGGAACACUGCUUUGGUUCCUCGUCUUUAGCUUGACCGGUGGGGCUGUGAAUGAUAUUGCUCAGGACGCGACUUCUUACGCCCACCGGGAUGCACUGUUUUACUUCGAGUCAUAUGGGAUUAGCUUGGUUAAGGUUUCAAAAACGACCAAGGACUUUAUUGCUGGCAUCAAUACAACGAUCAAGAAUGGAGUGCCAGGAGUAGAAGACCUUGGAUCGUAUGCAGGUUAUGUGGACCCGGAACUCCCGAAUGGACCGCAACAGUAUUGGCGUACGAAUCUUCCUAAAUUGGAGCAGAUUAAGGCCGUUGUCGAUCCCGGCGAUGUUUUUCAUAAUCCACAGAGCGUGAGGCCGGCGGGUUCAACAGGCAGACCGUCCAAGCUUGUGGUCGGAAAACGAGCCAAAUGGCGAUCUUUCUUCCGUCAUCGAAAAGGUCCAAAUUGA
Messenger RNA from Pseudogymnoascus destructans, 1539 nucleotides. RefSeq lists its product as uncharacterized. Lineage: Eukaryota; Fungi; Ascomycota; Leotiomycetes; Thelebolales; Thelebolaceae. The record is from RefSeq and is a predicted model, not a curated record. The transcript has 3 exons. Gene Ontology annotation, molecular function: FAD binding; oxidoreductase activity. The coding region runs from base 1 to 1539 and encodes 512 amino acids.